AUUUGGGGGGUAAUUUGGCUUUUAGCCCAGGGUUGGAGAUGGUCUUAGUGGUAAAAGUAACUUUUUUCUGAAAGAAUGUUCUGCAGGGAAUACAAAGUAGUUAAUUGGAUAAUGUGAGGAAGAUCAUCUAUUAAAUUAUAUUUUAUAAAUUAUAUAACUUAGUAGUCAUUGAUUGAUUAGUAUUGGUUAACAUGUUUAUAUUCUAUUGGUUACACACAUAAUUUGUAAAUUUGGUCUAAAAAGUUGAUCAAUCGAUUUAAAAUUACUCUAAUAAAAAGGAGAGACUAAUUAGGAAAAUGCGGGUAAUCAUAUUUUAUAGACCAUAUUUUAUAGACUACAUGAUGUAAUAGUUAAUGGUUAAUUUCUUUUAAAAGUUUAAAAAAGGGAAAAUAACCAUGAAUCGCCACCUCAAAUAAGCUACAUAUUACAAUUCAAAUAGAUAAUCUUUCUAACAUCACCAGACUAAUUAACAUGAAUCUUUAGUGGUAAUUACAAUUGAAAAAUAAAAAAAGAGGAAGUGUUAUUGACACUCUAAAAAUCUCAUUAUACACUCUUCAAAAGUGUAUUUUUCUUUCUUAAUAUAGAAAGUUUGAAGUGUAGACUGAAAAUUUUUAAAUGCUAAUAACAAUUCUAAAAAAAAAAUUGUAAACUUUUAUCAAGGCCAACUUUCCUAACUGCCCAUUUAAAGAAAAUUUAAUGAAACUGUAACAAAUGAGAGGUUUGCCAAAUCAGAGAAAAAUCCAAGAAAAUUUAAAAACCCUAGACUGUCCUCAGCUAUUUAUAUUUAUAACACCCAAGAGCUCCUCCGGACUUCUCCGGAUCAACCUGUGCUUAUCUGCACAGUGUGUACUUUGUUCUUCAGAAUUUAGGAAAAUCCCCAUGAUUCUCUCAACCGACCCACCUCCUUCUACAUUUCCCACUUUUUACAGCUAAAAUUUGUGAGAGAUGAGGCAGCUGAGUCGAUCCUCAAACCAUAAAACCAGACAAUUAAUGGAAUUAGAUAAACUCAGUAAGCUCAAAGAGGAGCCUCAUCAUCUCUCUGGUGCUUACAUCCGUAGCCUAGUGAAACAACUCACCUCUUCAAGAUCCACCUUGAACCCCAAUAAGGACGUCGUCCUGAACUGUGACGGUAUCCCAAGUCAAAACACUGUCAAGUUUGGCGAUGAUAAUUUUAGCGAAACCCAGCAACACACCCAACAACCCCACCAGCCUCAACAACACAAAAAACAAGUGAGGAGGAGACUCCACACCAGCAGGCCCUACCAAGAGAGGCUUUUGAACAUGGCUGAGGCUAGGAGAGAGAUUGUCACUGCCCUCAAGUUUCAUAGGGCAGCUAUGAAACAAGCCACUGAACAACAGAACCAACAAGACCAACAACCUCAGGAGCAACAACCACUUGAGCCACAAAUCCCUCGACCUCGCUUAGAACAAGAAGCGAGGAUCAAAUCGAGGAGAAACCCUCGAAUCUACCUGUCAAGCGCGUCGAAUUACCAGGAAACUCCUCCCUUCUCUUCUGAUUUUUCUUACCAAUAUCCAAAUCCAUAUCAAUAUUCAAAUCCUUAUUCUUGGACUCCUUCCACAAUUGCACCUCCACCACCUUAUGAAAAUUUUGAUUUCACACUUCCGAACCAAACCCUUGGCCUCAACCUCAACUUCCAAGAUUUCAACAACAUAAACACAACCCUUUACCACCACACCAAAAGCCCGUCAAUUCACUCCGCCUCCACCUCAUCUCCCUCGUCAUCUUCUUCCCCCACUCUCUCUGCUACUACUACCGAUCCUGAAAUUCUGACCUCAGCUGCAGGAGCUUCUUUCACUUCCCAUAUUGAAGCGGAGGAUGCUUCUGCGGUGGCUGAUGCUGUUGACUCCGCCGGGGUUAUCACAAUCAGUGGCGGAGAUGGCAUGCAUGCAGCAAUGGACGACAAAGAGAUGGCGGAGAUCAGAUCGAUAGGAGAGCAGCACCAGAUGGAGUGGAACGACACCAUGAACUUGGUCACGUCAGCAUGGUGGUUUAAAUUCUUGAAGGCCAUGGAGCUCGGUGGGGGCCCGCAAGUGAAGGAUGAGGACGAUGAUGAUGGAUACCACCAUCCGUUUGAUGAAGUCAUGGAAUUUCCAGCCUGGUUGAACGCAAGUGAAAGCGGAUUUCAGAAUGAUCAUUUGAAUGAUUGCUACUCAGACGAUUAUUUUCAAGAUCCUGCGUUGCCUUGCAUGGACAUUGGAGAAAUUGAAGGUAUUGAUGCGGAGUGGCUAGCCUGAGCAUGCACAAGGAUUGAUGUGUUUUUGUUAAUCAAAUCUUUGGCUCUCUUUUUUUGUUUAUUAAUUCUUUAAAUACUUUCCUUUUUCUUUUUAGUUUUAUUUUUUUCAUCUUUGAGUAUAUAAUAAAGGCAUGCCAAAAAAUAUAUAUUAGGCAGGCCAUAGGGGAAGACACUGGAGGAAGAAAGGAGUAUGCCUUUUACCUCUUUUUUGGGCUUUGAUAUUUCCAACUUUUACACAUCUUUCCUCCAUUAAA
Messenger RNA from Malus domestica (apple), 2509 nucleotides. RefSeq lists its product as uncharacterized. The record is from RefSeq and is a predicted model, not a curated record. Lineage: Eukaryota; Viridiplantae; Streptophyta; Magnoliopsida; Rosales; Rosaceae.